CGUUGGUCACAGCGAUUUUUAAAUUCCAGCGAAACGCUCCGCAUGAUUCGAUGAGUUCUGCCUUCUGAGUUUGGACAAUUUCGUAAAGUCAUACCCAGCCGCACUCUGCCCUUUUUCCUACACGUGCCGAUUUCCUAUUGGCCUCAAACUCUCAUGGAUGACAUUAUUGGAAAUUCAAAUAAACCACGCUAAUUUUAUUUAUUUAAAUCGCUCGAUCACACAGGCACAGCACAAAGCCUCUGUUCCUACAAUGCGUCUACCAUAUGCAACUGAGUUAUAGCUAGCAGCAGAUUCAAGCACAGAGAGAGACUCCAUUGUCGUCUCUCACAGCAAGAAACGAAGACCACUGUGGUUUGCUGCGGUUUCUGUUUAUUUUGAGCUGUGUUCUUUCGGAUUUGGUAAAGGAGAGAGUAAUCAGGGGAAGACAUAGAACGUGGAGGAGAUGAUGAACAAAGAUACAUCGCACUGGUGGUGGUUUGAGAGCCACCAGAACUCCAAGCGCUCUCCAUGGCUACAAUCUACUCUUGGCGAGCUAGAGAGGAAGACAAAGGCAAUGCUGAAAUUGAUAGAGGAAGAUGCAGAUUCGUUUGCAGAACGUGCAGAGAUGUAUUAUGAGAAAAGGCCACAGCUGAUUAGCAUGGUUGAAGAUUUUUACAGGACACAUCGAUCAUUAGCAGAGAAAUAUGAUCAACUCAAAUCUGAUUCAGGAAAUCGCCUUAUAACAACAUUGGGUUCCCCGUUUUCAAUCAAAUAUCAGCAACAGAAGUUAAUGGGUGGGAUGGAUGAAACCUAUGGUGGCCAUUCUGAAACAUACGACCCAGAGGACUCUGCUGAGUCUGAAGUGGAAGAUCCUGAACAGGAAGUGGAAAUUGUAUGCGAAGAAGAAAUGGGAGAAGUUGAGGAUCCUGAAGAGAAAUUAGAAACUAGUGAAAUUGAAGUUUCAGGUGCAGUCUUUAAUGAUGAGGUGAUGAGGAUGCAGGAAGAACUAGAAAGACUCGUAGAAGAGAAGAGGAUUUGGAGGGAACAACUUCUGCAGAAAGAUGAAGAGAAGAGAGAGGUUAUAAGACAACUAAGUUUGGCUAUAGAAGUGCUUAAGCUAGAAAAUGUGCAGCUCAGGAAGCAUGUAGCAAGAGGCUCUACCAAGAAAACGAGCCUUUUUGAGUUGAAGAAAUUGAAGGAGGUGUUUUCAUGGAAGCUUUUCAAUGGCUUUUCAGAAUCUCGGGGUCGUGGGAGUGUUGUAGCUACUUAGAUAUAUAGUUUGGAGCCGACAAGUAGCUUGUAGACAGAGUUCGUAUCUAGGAAGAGUAUGUAUAAAUCGCAUAAUAUAGGAAGUAUACAUAUACAGUAGAGUGUCUUGAACUCUCUAUUUAGGAUUUUGCAUGUCAAACGUCUAGUUGUUGUCAAUAGUAAUAUAUAGUAUGCAAUUUUGAUGCU
Manihot esculenta (cassava) is the source of this 1434-nucleotide messenger RNA. RefSeq names its product protein NETWORKED 3C. The record is from RefSeq and is a predicted model, not a curated record. The coding region runs from base 443 to 1249 and encodes 268 amino acids. Gene Ontology annotation, molecular function: actin binding. Gene Ontology annotation, cellular component: vacuolar membrane. Lineage: Eukaryota; Viridiplantae; Streptophyta; Magnoliopsida; Malpighiales; Euphorbiaceae. The transcript is spliced from 3 exons.